UGUCGGCAGGCAUGUCCUGGUUCAGCGGCUUGAAACCGGGGGACGUAUUUAGUUUACAAGAGACUCGCAAGCCCAACGUAUGUGUGCUGGACAGGACCACUGGCAGCGUUUGUUAAGUUGCUCUUUUUAACUCGGCACUGGACCAGACAAACCAGUGAUUGGUAUUAUGAGCAGCGACGCUCGCCGUCGGGGUAUGAUGAUGGUAUCCCGCAAUCAACCAAGUCACUGAGACGGACCACACGAUCCACGUAGUCGCCUCGUGACAAGCAUAGCUAGCUGGGGACCGAUGCCAACCAGGACCCUCAACAGGGCAACGAAAAGGAAAAAAGGAACAUUUGUUGGGUAAAGUUUACAAGAUGAGCUCACCAUCUCUCCAAGAAUCAGAUGACAGCGAUAACAUAGGGGAGGUAGCUCCAUACGUCGAUGACUCGGGCAGCACCUCAGGAAGUGACGUGGAGGGGGAGGAGGGGGAGGAGGAGGAGGAGGAGGAAGAGGCGGUGUGUAUAAACAAUGACUUUGAGCCUGGUUUGGAGGCCCUGUGCCAGCAACAGAUUUCUCGUAAGACGGACACAGAAGACCAACUGAGGACAGAUGAAGGUUUACCAGGUGGAGCUGACUGUGCUGCUGUGAUGCUAGGUGACAGGGACGAACUAACACCCACAGAUGAUGCAGCUGAAAAUUGCCACUACGACAGUGGAAAGACGCACCGAUCACGAUCUCCUUCGUGUUUGCAGGGGGCCGUGGCACUAUCGCAAGGUGAAGAACAAGACUUGUCACGUGCUAUAGCAGAAUCAGUCAGCAACGCGUUGUCAUCAGUGGAUACAGAACAGGGUGUAACAAAUAUAGUAAUCAACAACCCACAGGUCCACUUAACAAAGAAAACAGAGGUAGCAAACCUUAACGCACGAUAUGCAACAGUGGGAGGUCAACAGGUGAUCCAGCCAUCAACGUCCACUGACGGUGGAGAAAGACAACAGAACGAUGGAACCAGACCAACAAGGACCCCAAAAGACCCAGCAGUACAAAGGAUAAGAGAUGAGACAGUUUCAGAUAUCCAAACGUGGACAUCUGGCAUGAUCAAAACACAGUUUGUUGAUGACAUCGUGAAGAAGAUGGACGCUGGACAAAACUGGAUCACAGUCACCGGAAAUGCUGGUGAUGGGAAGACAACAGUGGCCUACAUGGUGCUUCAUGAGAUGAUGAAACGAGGGCGAGAAGUGUUUCGAGUGAAGACAGUGGAGCAGUAUCACACCAUCACAAAGAAUACCCACCGAUCUGUCCUCAUGAUGAACGAUGUUAUAGGGGCCUUUGCUCUUGAUAAAAUAGCAUUCAGCACAUGGAAACCUGUCAUAUUCGAUGCCAUGGAAAACAUAUCAAAGGCUAAAGAAUCUGAGCAGCCAAGUGGAGUCAUUUGCAUGUUGGUGCAAAGAUCAAAUAUCCUAAAUGAAGUUGAGCCUUGUCUUGAAAAACAUAAACGUUCCAUACUUGGGGUCGAUGCUGUAACAAACCUAUCUUGUCUGCCUGUAGAGGAGAAGGGUCCGAUGCUAGACUAUCAUCUGAAACAGAAGAAUAUUAAAGACAUACCAGAAACUGAAAAAUUAAAAGUGAUUCAGAGCAGCAUACCAUAUGGAUUUCCACAUUGUUGCAAGCUGUUUGCUGAGUUGAAGUCGGAGGAGAAAUGUGUUGACAUUGUACAAUUUUUCUCCCGCCCUCUUGAGAUUUUGGAUGCCACGACUGGUGCAUAUCUGGAUAACGAAAAAUUAAAAGAUGUGUUCAAGACUCUCUUGAUAAGAGAUGGGCGACUUGAUACCAGUGAGAUAGAAGACGAUGACCAGCGCAGUGGUAUCAUUGAAGUAUCGGCUCCAGUAAUUGGUAGCUAUCUGUCAAACACCAACGGAGUAAUAACAUUUUCACAUCCAUCCGUUUAUGAAAGUGUUGCAAACUGCAUAGGGAAACGUGAUGUGGUGUUCGCGAUCAAAUAUUUUAGUUUCUCUUUCAUAAUGGAGAAAAUGAGGUUUGCGAAGUCACAAAGCCAUGACAGUACUGUUUCAAGAAAUGUCUUCAACAUAUCACCAAACCAACAGAACAUCCAACGUCUUUGCGACAGGUUCACUCUUUCAGUGAUAUACAGACGCUUUAAUGUGCUUCGUCAUCCCUUUUUCCAAAGCGAGGACUUUUGUCGGACCUUCUUUUCAUCCAUAAUUGAAAGGGACAGCUUUUGGAAUAAUUUCAUCUGCCUGUGCUGCAAGGAAACAGGCAGACUGUCUGUCGAUGACAGCAAUGAAUACGGUGAGACUAUGUUGAUACAAGUUGCACAGAGUAGUAACACUACUGCCACCUGUAUCCUCUUGGAAUAUGGAGCAAGUAUAAAUCGGGCAACCACGCAAACGAAGACAGCACUUCACUAUCUGUGUGAGAGUGGUGGUGUUGAUGCAAGUGUUGUAGAACUGAUGCUACAACAUGGCGCUGAUGUUAACAAGGCUGAUGAGCGUGGAAAGACAGCACUUCACUAUCUGUGUGAGAGUGGUGGUGUUGAUGGUAGUGUUGUAGAACUGAUGAUACAACAUGGCGCUGAUGUUAACAAGGCUGAUGAGCGUGGAAAGACAGCACUUCACUAUCUGUGUGAGAGUGGUGGUGUUGAUGCUAGUGUUGUAGAACUGAUGAUACAAAAUGGCGCUGAUGUUAACAAGGCUGAUAAGCGUGGAAAGACAGCAUUUCACUAUCUGUGUGAGAGUGGUGGUGUUGAUGCUAGUGUGGUAGAACUGAUGAUACAAAAUGGCGCUGAUGUUAACAAGGCUGAUAAGCGUGGAAAGACAGCAUUUCACUAUCUGUGUAAGAGUGGUGAUGUUGAUGCUAGUGUGGUAGAGCUGAUGAUACAACAUGGCGCUGAUGUAAACAAGGCUGACAGAGAUGGAAAGACAGUACUUCACUAUCUGUGUGAGAGUGGUGGUGUUGAUGCUAGUGUAGUAGAACUGAUGAUACAACAUGACGCUGAUGUUAACAAGGCUGACAUAGAUGGAAAGACAGUACUUCAGGAUCUGUGUGGGAGUGGUGGUGUUGAUGCUAGUGUAGUAGAACUGAUGAUACAACAAGUCGCUGAUGUUAACACGGCUGACAGAGUUGGAAAGACUGCACUUCACUAUCUGUGUACAAGAAGUGGUGUUGAUGCUAGUGAUGUAGAACUGAUGAUAAAACAUGGCGCUGAUGUUAACGAGAUGGACUGGCGUGGAAAGACUGCACUUCACUAUCUGUGUAAGAGUGGUGGUGUUGAAGCUAGUGUGGUAGGGCUGAUGAUACAACAUGGCGCUGAUGUUAACAAGGCUGACAGAGUUGGAAAGACUGCACUUCACUAUCUGUGUGAGAGUGGUGGUGUUGAUGCUAGUGUGGUAGGGCUGAUGAUACAACAUGGCGCUGAUGUUAACAAAGCUGACAGAGUUGGAAACACUGCAAUUCACUAUCUGUGUGAGAGUGGUGGUGUUGAUGCUAGUGUUGUAGAUCUGAUGAUACAACAUGGCGCUAAUGUUUACACGGCUGAUGUGUAUGGAAAGACAUCAUUUCACUAUUUGUGUGAGAGUGGUGGUGUUGAAGCUAGUGUGGUAGGGUUGAUGAUACAACAUGGCGCUGAUGUUAACAAGGUUGAUUAUGUUGGAAAGACAGCAUUUCACUAUCUGUGUGAGUGUGGUGGUGUUGAUGCUAGUGUGGUAGAGCUGAUGAUACAACAUGGCGCUGAUGUUAACAAGGUUGAUUAUGUUGGAAAGACAGCAUUUCACUAUCUGUGUGAGUGUGGUGGUGAUGAUGCUAGUGUGGUAGAGCUGAUGAUACAACAUGGCGCUGAUGUUAACAAGGCUGAUCUCAAUGGAUAAACAGCAUUUCACUAUCUGUGUGCGACUGGUGAUGUUUAUGCAAGUGUUGUAGAAUUGAUGACACAACAGAGUGCUGUCCUUUCAACGAAGAAUGAACAUAUCGCCAGUAGAGUGUAAGAAACCAUUGUAAAAGACCACAUGUAACCGCUUGUGAUAGAAACAGUAUUUAAUGAAGAUGAAACAGUUCCUACCCUAUUCUUUUUAUAUCAUAUGUCAGUUAUGUCACUGUUAUCCUACUUUUAUGUAGAUCCGUUGAAUUAAUAGGAACUAGAGGUGUGUCAUCACUCACAAUGAGACUAUAGAUCACCGAGACUCCGCCGGGACACAAACUUCUUUGAAAUGAAUUGAGAAAUCAUGUAUUUUCCUGAGAGAAAAAUAUUGUGUAAUGUCUUUAACAUCAUUGUCAUACCAACGUGUUGUCUACAUCUUAUCCCUACCGUCUGAAGUAUGGCAUUUCCUUUUCGGAAUAGAAAACCCUUCAGUUUGUCUGUGUUUGAUCCUUACUAGAUAAUGUAUGGCAUUUCCUACUUUUCGGCAUAGAAAUAAUAACUAUAUAAGUGCAUCACUUAUGAUAUCAGUUUGCAGUAUCCUACAGUGUAUAUACAUUUUAAACAAAUAUAUGUAUUGCGUAAUGAUGCCAACUUAGAGGAAAUAAUGAAUGCGUUUAUAAACAUUUACAGAGAAUGCAUAGUUGUAUCUUGAAGAACUACUCCUGAACUACAAUGUUAUUGUGAAGUUUAAUUCAGCAUACAACAGCAUAUGUCAGCUCAUCUGUAAUUACAAAACAUGCCAGAAGUGUGUUGUUGCGACAUAUAGGUAAACAUUGCCUGGUUCAAAAUAUCCUUCAAUAGAUUGGCUGUUGGCAUCUGUUAUUUGCGAUUUCUACUUAUUUAGUUUUGAUCACAUGUGCCACUCACCGAAGGUAUAUGGAUGACACACGGAGACAGAGGAACUGUUCCCCUUUGUAUGUGUGACACUAGGUAGUGAAUUAUGUGUCUAUUGGCCAGCUUAGGAUUAUGAUGAGUGUCAUCCCCGUUACCAUCAGGAACUGGAACGGUAGGAAUUGUAACCAUCGGGAACUGUAACCAUAGUGACAUCAGGAACUGUAACCAUCCUAACUGAAACCAUCAGAAACUGUAACCAUCAGGAACUGUAAUCAUCAGAACUGUAAUCAUCAGAAACUGUAACCAUAGUGACAUCAGGAACAGUUCAAAUUAAAAUGCACAUGCGUUGCCCCAUUUCUUGCCCUAUAAGAAUCCACCCAGAUUGGAUAACAUUCAUUCGUUUUUGAAUUGCUACAACAUGCCGCGAUUGACAAGAAAUCAGCGACACCAAGCCCUUGGACGAUUGCAAACUGGAAAAACCGCCCGGCAAGGAGCCAAUGCAUUUCAAGCAACGGUACCAGACCACCAACACUACAGAUGACCGACCAC
This is a messenger RNA of Haliotis rufescens (red abalone), 5296 nucleotides long. RefSeq lists its product as uncharacterized. The transcript has 7 exons. The record is from RefSeq and is a predicted model, not a curated record. Gene Ontology annotation, molecular function: protein binding. The coding region runs from base 357 to 3863 and encodes 1168 amino acids. Gene Ontology annotation, biological process: protein localization to ciliary inversin compartment. Gene Ontology annotation, cellular component: ciliary inversin compartment; nucleus; cytoplasm. Lineage: Eukaryota; Metazoa; Mollusca; Gastropoda; Lepetellida; Haliotidae.